Periophthalmus magnuspinnatus is the source of this 3794-nucleotide messenger RNA. It is a transcript of the gene itih2, whose product is annotated as inter-alpha-trypsin inhibitor heavy chain 2. The transcript is spliced from 21 exons. Gene Ontology annotation, biological process: hyaluronan metabolic process. The record is from RefSeq and is a predicted model, not a curated record. Gene Ontology annotation, molecular function: serine-type endopeptidase inhibitor activity. The coding region runs from base 96 to 2909 and encodes 937 amino acids. Lineage: Eukaryota; Metazoa; Chordata; Actinopteri; Gobiiformes; Gobiidae.
UAUUGACUGGGCAGAGAGUCAAUCAGCACAGUGUAUUUUAACCUGUAGCCAGACUUUCACAGGGCUUCCUACAGUAAGACUGUGUGAACAGCAACAUGAAGUUUUUACCAUCUUUACUGAUCUUUGGGCUCCUGUUUCUACAAUACAUCCAUGGAUUUGAGUUUGUUAUAGAUGGAGAAUGGGAGGAAGAUAUGUCAUCAGAUUUAGAACAACAUGAGAGACACAAGAGAGCCAUUUUGACUAGUGAAGAGCAGACAGACUUUCAGAUUGUCAGUGGUGACGACAUCACAAUCAAAAGUUACAGAAUAGAGAGCCAUGUUACGUCACGUUUUGCUCACACCACCGUCAGAAGCCAUGUGGUCAACUCUGGGGCCAAAGCCCAGACCAUUGGCUUCAAUGUGCAGAUCCCCAAAAGAGCUUUCAUCUCCAACUUUACCAUGAAUGUGAAUGGAAUCAUUUUUAAGGGCUCGGUUAAAGAGAAGUCAGUGGCACAAAACCUUUACAAUCGUGCCAAAGCCAGAGGCAAAGCAGCAAGCAUCCUGAGGGCAAACUCCCAGGACAUGGAAACCUUUCAAACAGAAGUUUAUGUGCCACCUGGAAGUAACAUUGAGUUUGAGCUUAACUAUCAGGAAAUGAUGCAACGCAAAAUGGGCUUCUAUGAGCAUCAGCUGUACCUGCAGCCAGGCAGACUGGUGCCACACUUUCAGGUUGACGUCUACAUUUUUGAACCAAAUGGAAUUUCAAAAGUAGAAACAACACACACUCUUGAUAGUCAUUUUGCAGAGCUUAUCAAAGUUUCCACUACUGAUGACAAGGCUCACAUAGUAUUCAAACCCAGCCUGCAACAGCAGAGAAAGUGCAGCAACUGCACUGACAGUGCUAUAGAUGGUGUCCUUAAUGUUAUAUAUGAUGUGAAGAGGGACAACAAUGGAGAACUUCAGGUCUCAGAUGGCUACUUUGUUCAAUUCUUUGCACCAACAAAUCUCUCACCUCUUCCAAAAAACAUUGUUUUUGUGAUUGAUGUCAGUGGUUCUAUGUGGGGGGUCAAAAUGAAGCAAACAGUGGAGGCCAUGCAAGCUAUUCUAGAUGACCUGACCACUGAUGAUCAUUUUAGCGUGAUUGACUUUAACCAUAAUGUACGGUGUUGGAAUGAGGAUUUAGUUUCAGGCUCAAGAUUACAGGUUGGAAAUGCCAAGAAAUACAUCCAGGACAUCAAACCUAAUGGAGGCACAAACAUUAAUGAAGCUUUGAUGAGGGCAGUUCAGAUUCUAGUGAGAGCAUCCAAUCAGGGGCUCAUAGAUCCCAGAUCUGUGUCUAUGAUAAUACUGGUGUCUGAUGGAGAUCCUACUGUGGGUGAGACCAAGCUCAGUACUAUCCAGAAGAAUGUGAAGCGAGUGAUGAAAGAGGAUUUUUCACUCUUCUCUUUGGGCAUUGGUUUUGAUGUGGACUAUGACUUCCUGGAGCGGAUAGCUAUGGAAAACCGAGGAAUCGCACAGAGAAUCUAUGCAAAUCACAAUGCUGCUGACCAACUACGAGCAUUUUACAGCCAAGUCUCUGCUCCACUUCUGAGAAGGAUCACAAUUCAGUUCCCAGAAGAUUCAGUGUCUGACGUCACCCAGAAUCAGUUUGAUAAGUUCUUCAGUGGCUCCGAGUUGGUGGUGGCUGGAAAAGUGCUCCCCUCUGAUACAAACACACUCACCAGCUUUACCACUGCAUCAGCUGCUCGUCUGGAUCUCACUCUAGAGACAGAGACAGACACCACUGAGCUGGAUCAGCGGCUGGCCAACCUGCACCACUCGUUUCCAGGUUUUGCUCGACAGUUGUGGGCUUACAUUACCAUCAAACAGUUGAUUGCUGAACGGGCUAUGGCUUCAACAGCAGCAAAAAAGCGAAAGAUUACUCAAAAGAUCUUGUCUCUGGCAGUAGACCAUCAGUUUGUCACUCCACUUACUGCUUUACUGGUGGAGAGUGAAGACGAAAGUGAGCGACUCUUGGCUGAUUCUCCAAAGGAUGCCAAGCAUGGCUGCUGCCCAGGUGGAGGUGUGAACCCAGUACCGCUGGUUUAUCACCAUCCCCCCUGGGUCCAGAUGUCUACUCCUGCUCCUCCCAGCCAAUUCUCUAAAGGUCCAGAAGAGUGGGCCUUGCCCCAAAAAGUCAAUUUAGUGGAUAACGAUCCUCACUUCAUCAUCCACCUGCCAAGACACAAUGUGGAUGUGUGCUUCAAUAUUGAUUCUAAACCAGGCCAUAUUCUCAAUCUACUGUCUGACAGUGGUACAGGUGUUGUUGUAAAUGGUCAGCUCAUUGGCUCAAAGAAGUUGUACAAAAACAAAGUCAGCACAUAUUUCGGGACUAUUUCCGUGUACUCCCAGCCUGAGGGAGUCAGUGUCACCGCUAGCACUGACAACAUCACUAUUUCUGAUGAGAGAAACAGCCAUGUCUUUUCCUGGGAUGCCACAGCAGAUAUCACACAGGAUGGUGUGAGGAUACACAUUAUGAAGAAGUCAAAUGUUACUAUCACAAUAAAUGGUAACAUUCAAAUUACUGUUCUGCUUCAUCGGAUUUGGAAAAAACACCCUGUUAAUGUUGACUUCCUUGGGAUCUAUAUGCCUACAAACAACCAGUACUCUCCACUCGUCCAUGGUCUCAUAGGGCAGUUUUCCAGAGAACCCGAUGUUAACGUGUAUGACGUCCGUGAAGGAGUGGACCCUCUAAAGAAGGAGGCUACAAUGGAAGUGAAAGGCAAUCAACUUCAGGUUACUAGGGGCUGGCAGAAGGACUACAGGACUGAAAAGAAACAUGGGUCAAUCGUCUACUGCUGGUUUGUGCACAGUAGCGGAAAAGGAUUUAUUGACGGUCACUACACUGAUUACAUCGUCCCACAUCUGAACAGUUUUCUCCAGAUGAAUUAAGUGCUCUCACAUGUUUUUAUUAGUCCUCUUGGCUUACGUAACAAAUACAAUGAAUAGUAAAGAGAAUGAAGAGAAGACCUGAUACUUCAGUCAAAAGGAUUAAUGUGAAAGAUAUAACCAAAUUUGACUUGUCUGUAAGUAAAUACUAAAAAUUUGAAUUAAACAAUUCCUUUAUUACAAAAAAGUAUUUUCCGAUCAACAGGUAAUACAUAAGUUAAAAGCUCAUUGAACUAAUUUGUCUGGGAUAUUAAAAUAUACAAAGAAAGGUUUGAGGUUGUAACUCUGACACAGUAGAGUGACUCCUACACUUUCUGGGCUUCAAAAAGACCAAUGUGCCAGUCAUCAGGCGAGUUUGGAGAAAUCUUCAUAGGCAAUGUUAUCCACUCUCCGCCCCUUCUGUGGACCCUGGGAGGAACACAGGAAAUUAUUACCAUACUUUUUGAUAAUAAUAUAACCAUAAUUGUACCAUAUAUACUCCUAUAAAUAUAUAUUGCAUACAUAAUUUUAUUUCUAUUCAGUAAAAGCACAGUGACUUACUGAGUCAAGUGUUAGUGUAGCACUGAAGUUUUUCUCAUCAAUCCCUUCUAAAAUAGCUUCUAUAUCUCUGUAUUGACCAUUCAAAAUCAAAACCCUUUUGCCUGUAAAAUUAUAAAAUUAGCAAUCAAAUUUAAACAACUUAACAAAAGUCAAUUAUUUGAACCUAACAGCUACUGAUUUCUUGUUGAAAGUUGAGUUUACCUGGUGCAGGUAUGACUGUCUCAACAUGAUUUUGGUCCAGUUUCAGUUUGUCUCCUGAGUCAACCAUCUUUACCACAGCUGUAUAUUUUUCGUUCACUUCCUGUGGGGUAAAUAUGAUUAUUAGCAGCACACAGAGUUUACUCCUUA